AUGCUGUCAUCACGUGAGCAUCUUCAAGAACGACAAGGCCAAUACGCAGCACCACGCCACGAAUACUUACAACAACUGGUAGACGAGUUCCAGCGCUCGCCUGACAUUUUCCGGAAGGAAGAAGUGGUGGCAAAUUUAGCCAACUUCGCCUAUGACCCAAUCAACUACAUGUCCCUCGGUCGUCUACGUAUCAUGGACUUAUUCCUUGAUCUCUUGGACGUCGAUCAGGAAGAUCAAGAUUCCAACAAUACCAAUUACGACGAAGAGAUUACAACAUCACCUCCACGAAAGCAUCAACUAGUGGAAUUUGCAAUGGGAGGUAUCUGUAAUUGCAUUGCAGACCCUCAUCUACAACAACAGUUCAUUGACGGUGAAGGAGUGGAUAUUCUCGUGCCAUACAUCCUUGAAAUCCCGCUAAAAAAUGAGCAAAUAGCGCCAUUCACACCUUCCGAGCUCCACGUCAGAGUCUCUGCAUUGUCCAUUGCGUAUUUCUUAUUGGACUCGAGCGCUUUCAUCGAUAUCACUUCCAACAAAAUGAUAACUACGAUGCAAUCACUCCAAUACCAUUCCAUUGUACAAAUUGCUAACACAGCGGCAGGAUUUCUCUGUCGCUAUCAAGAGCUCCUCGCUACAUAA
This is a messenger RNA of Peronospora farinosa, 636 nucleotides long. The record is from the annotation of a GenBank genome assembly. NCBI's taxonomy places the organism in Eukaryota, Oomycota, Peronosporomycetes, Peronosporales, Peronosporaceae.